Colletotrichum graminicola M1.001 is the source of this 897-nucleotide messenger RNA. Its product is annotated as extracellular solute-binding protein family 1. NCBI's taxonomy places the organism in Eukaryota, Fungi, Ascomycota, Sordariomycetes, Glomerellales, Glomerellaceae. The coding region runs from base 1 to 897 and encodes 298 amino acids. The record is from RefSeq and is a predicted model, not a curated record. The transcript has 3 exons.
AUGCGUUUGCUGAAUGCUGUUAUCCUCAUUCUUUAUGGUACGGCAGUUAAUGCCGUGGACCCUAAAGAGAUCUACGAUGGGGGAUACAAUUCGACCACAUCGCCUCUUCUGCUAAGAAUUGCCAAUGGGGGCGCCGGGCAAAGUGGACUCGUAAAGGCAUUAGCAGAUGCGUUUAUUCAAGAAAGCGUAAAUAAUGGAUCGCUGCCCUUCCAGUUGGGCUGGGUGCUAAGCGACACAACCUUCUCAAUCAAGUACCUACAGAGCGGUGACGCCGAUGUAGGAAUCACAUACAACAAGGCGGCAGAGAUGAUCGCUGUCAAGGGGGAUAUCGUCGACCCAAAAACAUACUACAUCUUCCGUGACCAUUUUCUGGUUGUUGGCCCUCCUGAGAACCCUGCCAACGUCAAUUCGUCCAUGGAGAUUAUCCCUCUGUUUGCGAGGUUAUUUGAAGCCGCUGACCUUGCUAACACCACCAUUCCCACUCGGUUCUUGACCCGGUACGACAAGUCAGCCACGAAUAUCAAAGAGUCGGAGCUAUGGCUUGGGAUCGGCCAGGUUCCUUGGGCAACACCCUAUACUACGUGGUACCAUCAGUACAUUGGGUUUCCCAUCCAGGCUCUGACAGCCGCGAUACAGCUUAAAGAAUAUACCUUGACAGAUCGUGGCACGUACCUGUCGCUAGACAAGGCCUUGUCGAACCGAACAGUCAUCUAUAAGGCAUCAACAGACAAUGAAACAGACUUGCUGCUCAAUCCAGCGCACCUUUUAGUCGGAAGAAAGGCAAAAAACCUCACAAUGGCGUAUCAGUUCGCCAACUGGUGUGUGAGUCGGAACGGCCAAAGAGUUAUUAGCAACUUCAAGAAAAAUGGAGAACAGCUGUACACUGGUGCUCCUUGA